Messenger RNA from Ostertagia ostertagi, 747 nucleotides. NCBI's taxonomy places the organism in Eukaryota, Metazoa, Nematoda, Chromadorea, Rhabditida, Trichostrongylidae. The record is from the annotation of a GenBank genome assembly.
AUGGAGCCAAGCUUCAAGAACGCUAUCUACAGUACAGCACUGCUCAAAAGCUUGGAAACCAUAACAACUGUGGCAGUUUUGAUCGUCAGCUCCGUUCUACUUCUUGCUUUACUCACUGGAGUACGCAGGUUUACGAUGCAGUUCUUCAAAAUUCUUACCGUACUGGUCGCCGUGAUCGUAAUCCGCUCUGGCUGUCGGUAUUGUAUUCAAACUUGUGACUUUGUGGUCCGGACUGCUGAUUGCCCAUCAGAAUAUCAUCACCUUGGUGAUCGACAUGCAAUUCUGUAUCGCCGCAACUACGAACAGUCUUCUGUUUCGGCUCGGGAAUAUCGCUAUAUUGCCUUGUGUCUCGUUUGCUUUGUAAUUGCAGCCGCAGAAACAUAUAUCGUCAUAACCAUGUCAAAUCUUCGUCGAGAAUUUAUUGUGGAGAUCGGAUUUGUCGACUUUAUUGAUUCAGCUGAAGCUUACGAAAUACGACAAAGGAUGUUUCGAGAGAUUGCUUUGAUGGCUAUAGUAAAUACGAUGUUCACUCUGCUUUUUAUUCUUCUCUAUCGGAUACCCUCAUCAAACGAGUCGCGGAUCAUGAUAAUCAGCAUAUACAACAUACUCUGCUUUAUACCGGAUAUUCUAAUACCGGUGUUCAUACUGAUUGGUUCAAGUGAAGUUCAUGCAGAGAUAUCGUCCAGAUUCUCCAGACUGACAAGGACGAAAAGACCUUCGUCUCGUAAAACUGUCACAAUGAAAUGA